UGCCGACUCACUUCUCCGAUCACAUCUUUUGGGGCUUCCACAGAGCGAGAGGCUCCGAAGCGACGGGAAACUGCACAGGCCGCUGCUGCGGGGCUCGCGCACCGGCGAUGGCUGCCGUCUCCGCCCCCGUCCCCGCCCCCUCCUCCACCUUCAACCUAGGCGGUCUCUGCUCCGAUCCGCCACCGCCGCUCCGCCCCUCGGGUGAACAGCUAAAGUACUGCUCCGAAGCACUAGAUUUCUUCAAGGAGAAGCUCAGAACCCCUACUAGGAUCGCCCAGGAGUUCCACCGUCUCCAGGAGAUGAGGCCAACGAUGGAUGAGAUUGUGAGAAAGUGUUCCGUGGCUCUGCGAGAUGCAAACUUGGAUAAAAAUCGCUACACAGAUAUUCUCCCAUUUGACAAUAACAGGAUCGUUCUCAAUUCAACAAGGGACAGCACCUCCUUGAGGAACAAUUAUAUCAAUGCGAGUCUUAUUGGGCUAGCAUCUGGUGAAAAAGUCUCGCAGUUUAUUGCUACACAAGGUCCACUCCCUGAGACCUUUGAAGAUUUUUGGGAGAUGGUAUUUGAAUAUCGUUGUCCUGCAAUCGUGAUGCUAACACGUGUUGAUAAUCACAGGAUGAUGAGGAAAUGUGCUAAUUAUUUUCAAGCACAAAAUGGGCUCAGAGAAUUUGGAAAAAUCAGUAUUGAGACGAAAUAUACGAGAACAUCUGAUUCUUCAUUAGUGCUGCGCCGCUUGGAAGUGAAACACAAAGAGUUGGUGAAACCAGCCCUUUCGGUUCUCCAUAUCCAGUACCCUGAAUGGCCUGAUCAUGGGGUGCCUGAGGAUACUGCAUCAGUUCGGGAAAUUUUUGAAAUGACACAUCAUUUACCACCAGAAAUUGGCCCCAUUGUUGUGCAUUGCAGUGCAGGUAUUGGGAGAACUGGUACGUAUUGUACCAUUCACAACACACUGCAAAGGGUUCUCAUUGGUGAUAUGUCUUCUUUAGAUCUUAAGAAAACUAUUUCUGAGUUCAGAUCACAACGGCUAGGGAUGGUUCAGACAAUGGAACAAUAUUUCUUCUGCUAUGAUGCAAUCGUGGAUGAACUAGAAGAACUCCUCUCCAGGUCCGCACACUAGAAGCUCUAGAAGACUGCACGUAGGAUAUUAAUCCUAGAAGUCCAGCAUAAGUUUGCGGAUCCAACACCAACAAUUUCGGCCUAAAGGAUUUAUGCAUGCCUUGUUUACAGUCCAUCAGCACGUCGUCGAAGCAAAGAAAUCGUCAUGAUGAUGAGAUUACAGUCAGAAAUCCUGUUGAUGCUUUAGAUUUCCUAAAUCCAGUUGUUUCUGUGUUGUUGCAUGUCUCAUCUAAUUGAUUCUUUGUAGUUGACUUCUUAUGUUAUAGUCUACACAUUGCUUCCACAUGGAUGAGACAUUUGAAACAUGAGAUUUUUGGACAUUAAAGAUCAUUAACUAUUCAGGAUAUCAAA
Musa acuminata subsp. malaccensis (wild Malaysian banana) is the source of this 1465-nucleotide messenger RNA. RefSeq names its product protein-tyrosine-phosphatase PTP1. Gene Ontology annotation, biological process: protein dephosphorylation. Gene Ontology annotation, molecular function: protein tyrosine phosphatase activity. NCBI's taxonomy places the organism in Eukaryota, Viridiplantae, Streptophyta, Magnoliopsida, Zingiberales, Musaceae. The record is from RefSeq and is a predicted model, not a curated record.